UAAUCUUUGUAAUUCUAUAUAUCCUCUCCUCUUCCAAAAGCCGCCUUUCUAUUUGAGUUAAUUACUGUUGAUGCCACUCCAGACUCUCCAGAACUAGAAAGAUAACAUGCAUCCACUUGGUUCGAUCCAUCCAUCAGAUCAGAGAGAUCUCUACGCGGGAAGCAAACGAAACGACCCUUCCUUCCUUGUGCCUUCAGGAAUGAAUCCGCCGGAUCUCUCUUAGAUUGUUCACGUCCGAGAUCAAUGGAGGCUGAGGUGGGAUCGUCGGCGAUGUUCCUUCAUCAUCAUCACCACCACGAUGUGCCCGCCGCAGCGAAGAAGCGGGAUUUCUCCUGGUCUUCAUCGUCAUCGUCCCCGUCCCCUGCCUUCCUCUACAAUCAGCACCUUUCCGGAGAUUGGAACCCGGCCAUGUGGAAUUGGGAUAGCCGGAGAUUUACCGCAAACGCGCAACCUCAUCUCCAGCCCGUUCUGGAGCCGGAGACGCCCAGAGACAUGGAUGAGGAUGCUGAGACCCUCACAUUGAGGCUUGGAGGGGGGCUUUUCGACGAGGAACAGCCACCGCCGCCUCCUCCUCAGUUGCCGCCGCAGCCUGUGGCGAGGCCUAACAAGAGGGUCCGGUCUGGGUCGCCGGGAAACCACCCGAUGUGCCAGGUGGACGACUGCAAGGUCCUGCUCACUGAAGCCAAGGACUACCACCGGCGGCACAAGGUGUGCGAGCUCCACAGCAAGACCGCCAAGGCCCUUGUUGCCAAUCAGAUGCAAAGAUUUUGCCAGCAGUGCAGCAGAUUCCACCCCUUGUCAGAGUUUGAUGAGGGGAAGAGGAGCUGCAGACGCAGGCUUGCGGGGCAUAAUCGGCGAAGGAGAAAGACCCAACCUGAGGAUUCUGCCUCACGCCUUUCAGUGCCUGCAAAUCUAGACAACAAUGGCAAUGGGAACGUGGACAUACUCAGCUUGUUAACUAUUCUGGCUCGUUUGCAAGGGAAAAGCACAGACAAAGUUGGGAGUUCAGCUCCUGACAAAGACCAUCUCGCUCAGAUUCUUAGCAAAAUCAACUCCUUGCCUGCUCCCAAUUCCUCUUCAAUGGCGAAUGUUCCGAAAGGCCUAGACUUGAAUGCUGCUCUGGUCUCUCAGCUGCCAGCCUCUGAGCAGCAGAACAAACCAAAUAGCCACCAAUCCUCAACAUCCUCAACAAUGGACUUGCUUACCGCUUUCUCUACUGCACUUGCUAACUCGUCCCCAGACACCUCUCUUGGAGCUGUAUCUCAAGGGAGCAGUAAUUGUAGUGCGGUUGAUAAUACCAGUGCAGGACAGUUGCAGCCUGCUACUGGUGCCAAUUUGCUUGCCAAGCCAAUCCAAGUCCCCGCGUCAGUUGGAGCGGCGAGGAGCAGCUCUACUCUUCAGUCUUCCGUAGAGGUGUCAGAUCAUCAAGAGCGAGAAGUCGAGCCAAGUUUGCCUUUGCAGCUCUUUUCCUCUUCUGCUGAAGACGACAGCCCUCCCAAGUUUGGGGGCUCUUCAGUGAAGUAUUUGUCCUCAGAGAGCAGCAACCCUAUGGAUGAGCAAUCACCUUCAUCAUCUCCCCCUAUUGCUCAAAAACUAUUCCCUCUACAGUCAGAACACAAGAACUUGACAAAUGAAAGGAUGAUGCCAGUCUGCAGGAAGGAAGAUGUGAUGGUCGAAGCAAGUACCAGUGCUGGGUGGAAAGCACCUCUGAAUCUUUUCAAAGGCCCAGAAAGACAAGCUGAAAAUCAAGCAGAUCCCAGUCUAACAUCUCAUGCAAGCUAUGCUUUUUCUUCUGUACCAAUUCAUUCUGAUAGGCAGGACCGGACUGGGCGAAUUAUUUUUAAACUAUUUGACAAAGAUCCCAGCAACUUCCCUGUGACUCUGCGCACACAGAUAUUGGAUUGGCUCUCCCACUUUCCAUCUGAAAUGGAGAGUUACAUUCGGCCGGGUUGUGUUGUCCUCUCCAUUUACAUUUCAAUGCCUUCUGUUGCAUGGGAUGAACUUGAAGAUAACCUUGUGCAGCGCGUCAUGUCACUGAUUCAGCAUGUUGAUUCAGACUUCUGGCAGAGUGGGAGGUUUUUGGUUCAGACUAAUAAACAACUAGCAUCUCACAAGGAUGAUAAGGUUCGCCUCUGUAAAUCAUGGAGUACAUGGAUCGCUCCCGAACUGACAUCAGUGUCUCCUUUAGCUGUUGUAAGUGGGAAAGAGACUUCCCUUGUUUUGAAGGGUAGGAAUUUGACCCUUCCUGGAACCAUGAUUUACUGCACUUAUAUGGGAGGAUACACAUCGAAAGAGGUUUUGGGUUCAACUCACCCAGGUACAUUAUAUGAUGAUUCCAGCACAGAAAGUUUUGAUUUUCAUGGAGGACCUCCCAAGUCAUUUGGUCGUUGUUUCAUUGAGGUUGAGAAAGGUUUCAAAGGAAACAGUUUUCCUCUUAUCAUUGCGGAUGAUGCCAUUUGUCAAGAGCUGAGAGCCCUGGAAUCUGAGCUCGAGCAAGAGACGACAUUAACAGACACAAUUUCAGAGGAUUAUAGUACACCAAACUCCAGGGAAGAUAUUUUGCACUUCCUGAAUGAGCUUGGAUGGCUCUUUCAGAAAAAGAGCAGUAGUUCCUUAUUGGUGGAGUUCUCCACCACAAGAUUUAGGUUUCUGCUUGCAUUUUCAGUUGAGCAUGACUGGCCUGCUCUUGUCAAAACACUCCUUGACAUGCUUGUGGAACGUAGCUCGAUGGGAGAUGAGCUUGUGCAGGAAUCACUGGAAAUACUGUUGGAAAUUCAUCUCUUGGCCAAAGCAGUGAAGAGGGGGUGUAGGAACAUGGUCAAUCUACUCCUCAAUUACUCCGUGGAGGUUGACAGCAGUAAUGGAUCCAAAAUAUACCUUUUUCCUCCAAAUUCAUCAGGCCCAGGUGGAGUGACCCCCCUACAUCUGGCUGCUUGCAUGCAGAACUCGGCUGAUAUGGUUGAUGCACUGACUAAUGACCCUCAAGAGAUUGGACUGAGAUGCUGGAAUUCGAUUCUGGAUGAUAGUGGACAUUCCCCAUUUGCAUACGCAUUGAUGAGGAAUAACCACGCAUACAAUAAACUUGUUGCCAGGAAACUUGUGGAUAGGCAAAAUGGCCAAGUGUCUAUAGCAGUUGGAAAUGAUGAAACCUCUUUAGACAAGUCAUGGAUCAUUGAGGACCAUGAUGAACCACGUAGUCACCCUAUGCAAGUGAGUUCUUGUGCCCGGUGUGUCAUGAUGGAGACUGUGAGGGUUAAGAGAAUCGUUCACACACGUGGGUUGCUUGAGCGUCCAUAUAUCCAUUCCAUGCUUGCUAUUGCUGCAGUCUGUGUCUGUGUGUGCCUGUUCCUCCGAGGUCUGCCUGACAUUGGCUCUGUUGCUCCAUUCAAGUGGGAGAACCUGGACUAUGGCCCCAGGUAGUGUCAAUCACGAGGAGGUUGCAAAUUACACGUGGAAAAUCAUCUUAUGUUAGGAAAUUCCUUGUCUGACAAGUAUCAGUAGACACAUAGUCAAUACAUAUAUCUGUAAAAUAGUUAUGGAGGUCUGUGUAAUGAACACAACUUAAGAGGAAAUGGAUGAGUUCGUUGUGUGAGGAUUUAUCAAGAGAGAGUGGAAUGCAUACCAAAGGAAAGGAGCUUGUACGGAAGAAGUGUUUGGGAAGAAAGUAAUCCUCAGAAUACAGGUCUUUUGAGGAGAUGGCUCUGGUUGCUGGAACAGCGGCAGGGUGUGAUCACAGUGUUAACAGGCAUUGCGUUUUGCUAGCUGAAGGAGGCAGAAAUGAAUCUGAGCAUUUUGAUGUUAUUUAUAUCAAAAUUCUAAUUGCGCCAUUUUCUGUGGUCGUCUGAGUUUGCUGUUGUUGUUGUACUUGCAACACCUUGCACUGGAACUGAAGUGCAGUACAUGCAGAUCAGUGCCUGGUGUACUCCAAAAUAAUGGAUGAAAGAGUGGAUGGGUUUCUGUUAUAAUCUAGCAUGGUGUUUAGUGUUUGAUCAUGCUGAGAGAUCCAUCAAUCAGUAAUAUGCUGUGUGUCUAUCUUUGUAUCUAAAAUUUCCUUAUUUAUGCGAACUGCUCUGAUCCAUUUGGCUUUUGUCAUGUUUUCUUUGUAAUAAGAGACUAAAUAUGUUGAAUUUGUGGUA
Messenger RNA from Dioscorea cayenensis subsp. rotundata (Guinea yam), 4136 nucleotides. Its product is annotated as squamosa promoter-binding-like protein 15. Lineage: Eukaryota; Viridiplantae; Streptophyta; Magnoliopsida; Dioscoreales; Dioscoreaceae. Gene Ontology annotation, cellular component: nucleus. Bases 244 to 3420 code for a protein of 1058 amino acids. The record is from RefSeq and is a predicted model, not a curated record. The transcript is spliced from 10 exons. Gene Ontology annotation, molecular function: DNA binding; protein binding.